This is a messenger RNA of Oryza sativa Japonica Group (Japanese rice), 1963 nucleotides long. Its product is annotated as acetylornithine aminotransferase, mitochondrial. Gene Ontology annotation, molecular function: identical protein binding; transaminase activity; pyridoxal phosphate binding. Gene Ontology annotation, cellular component: chloroplast stroma. The record is from RefSeq and is a predicted model, not a curated record. Gene Ontology annotation, biological process: arginine metabolic process. NCBI's taxonomy places the organism in Eukaryota, Viridiplantae, Streptophyta, Magnoliopsida, Poales, Poaceae.
AGGAGCAGAGCAGGCAGCCGAUUCGACACCUAACCCCCAAUUCCAAUCCCGUAUUUAAUCCCUCCAAUUCCCAAAUCAUCCAAGCCCGAUUCCACCCAAACCCUCCUCUCCUCGCCCGCCAUGAACUCGCUCCAAUCCUUCCUCGCCCUCAACCCGCCCGCCACCGCCGCCGCCCUUGGCGGCCUCGGCCUCGGCGGCGCGCGCCUCCGUCCGUCGCGCGUCACCGCGUGCCUCGCCACGCCCACGCCCACGCCGCCGCCCCCGACCUCCGCGCCCCUCGCCCCCGCCGCGGCCGCGCGCCGCGAGCUGUCCGCCGCGAGCCGCGCCGUGGUGGAGGACGAGGCGAGGUACAUCGUCGGGACGUACAACCGCUCCCGCGUCGUCCUCGUCGCCGGCCGCGGCUGCAAGCUGUACGACGCCGACGGGCGCGAGUACCUCGACAUGGCCGCCGGCAUCGCCGUCAACGCGCUCGGCCACGCCGACCCCGACUGGGUCGCCGCCGUCUCCGCCCAGGCCGCCACCCUCGUCCACGCCAGCAACGUCCAGUACACCGUCCCCCAGGCCAGUCUCGAACGCCGCCUCGUGGAGGCCUCCUUCGCGGACCGCGUCUUCUUCGCCAACACCGGCACGGAGGCCAACGAGGCCGCCAUCAAGUUCGCCAGGAAGUACCAGAGGGUGGCGCGCCCCGACGGGGACGCGCCCACCGAGUUCAUGUCGUUCACCAACUGCUUCCAUGGCAGGACAAUGGGGUCGCUCGCGCUCACCAGCAAGGUGCAGUACCGGGAGCCGUUCGCGCCGGUGAUGCCCGGCGCGACGUUCGCCGAGUACGGGAACCUAGAGGAGGCCAAGAAGGUGAUUCAGUCCGGCAAAAUUGCUGCCGUGUUCGUCGAGCCCAUGCAGGGCGAGGGUGGGAUCCAUAGUGCCACCAAGGAGUUCUUGCAGGGGCUGCGGGAUGCUUGCGAUGAGGCUGGAGCUCUCUUGGUUUUUGAUGAGGUGCAAUGUGGUCUGGGACGCACUGGUUACCUCUGGGCGUAUGAAGCCUAUGGAGUAGUACCUGACAUUAUGACCUUGGCAAAGCCAUUGGCGGGUGGUCUCCCCAUCGGUGUAGUCUUGGUCACCGAGAAGGUUGCUUCAGCGAUAAACUACGGCGACCAUGGUACCACAUUCGGGGGAGGCCCUCUUGUUUGCCAGGCUGCAUUGACCACAUUGGACAAGAUCCAGAAACCUGGCUUCCUAGCAGAGGUGGCCAAGAAAGGAGAGAACUUCAAGCAGCUUCUCAGUACCAAGCUGAGUGGAAACGCCCAUGUGAAAGAGAUCCGGGGGAUCGGUCUCAUCGUCGGCAUCGAGCUCGAUGUUCCAGCGGGUCCUUUGGUCGAUGCAUGCUUGGACCGCGGUGUCAUAGUGCUGACAGCCGGGAAAGGCAAUGUUGUGAGGCAAUGUUGCUGAUUUUUUACAGAGUGAAAUAUAUCUCAUCUUCCUGCUUGCUCCUUCAUCAUUUUGUGCUGGUACAAGAGUACUUGUAGCGUGUUCGGAUCCUCUUAGUGUCCAGCGAUCACACAUAUAUUUUUCUGGUGCCACAUACACAUUCAAUUGUGUCAUCACUUUUAAAACAUGUCCACACAGUAUCUUAUCCCUUUGAAAUUUUUUGCAGGCACAACUGUAGAUUUCAUUGUUUAUGUCAUAAUGAACCAAGAAUUUCUUGUUGUCAUCAUCCAAAAUUAGCUGCACAAAAUAUGAUCCAGGUUCCGGCCCAUUUAUUGUUUUGUAUUUGGUAGCUCUGUAUAGCAUUUCUUGAAACUCCUCAAACAUUGCACGUGUAUAGAACUUUGAGUCUUGUUCUUCCAUUGGAUAGCCAGACCACAUUUUUGGGUCUGUUUGGACUGUUAUAAACCGCUGAUUGUCAUCCCUGUCAAGACAAGAUUGGGCAAGUUUCUCAUAUUGGAAGAUGAAAUUCCUGAUUAAA